AUGGAUGAAACCCUGUUGAGUUAUCUGCUAGUUUUACUGCAUGUUAUAUCGUACUCUAAUGCUCAAAAUCAAAAUGCCUGCAAUAAUGCUCGCAGUGCCUCGCUCAGAAUUACUUGUCAGCAAAUCAACAAUUGGGCUGCACAAACCAGGAAUGUCGCAGUACCUUCGAUAGCGACCGUCUCGUCCCCGGGUUUUGCUGGUUUAGCUGGACCUGUAGCUAUCUCAUCGGUAGCGACAUCAACUACACCAACUUCUGCUUAUGACUGUAUGGAUAUCGCAUGCUUAUGCGGAUUUUUUGGAGGGACUGGAGGAGCCAACUGCGUGCUACCGAAUGGUCAGACAUUGGCGAAAGCCACUCGUAAGGAAUAUCGUGUGAUGACGGAUGAUGAAAGGCAAAGAUAUCACACAGCAAUGUGGAGCAUAAAAGGAAAUGGAGAUUACGAUGCUAUCUCUGUCAUACAUUCUCAGUUUGCAACAUCUCCUGGAGCACAUUCUGGACCUGCUUUUCCACUUUGGCAUAGAGAAUUUAUCAAAAGGAUGGAGAUAGCGCUUCGCCGAAUCGAUCCCACUUUGGGUCUUCCCUAUUGGGACUCUACCCUUGAUGAGACACUUCCAUCUUCCAGAGAUUCUGUACUGUGGGGAAAUGAGUUGAUGGGCACACAAAGCAGUGAUGGAACAGUUCGCACUGGAGCUUUCAGAAAUUGGACAGUUGUAGAUGGAUCUCGUGUUUUGAGGCGAGAUAUCGGUGCUGUUGGUGAUUUGUUAACACAAAGUGAUGUAUCCGCGCUGUUAAACACAAAUGACUUCCGACAGAUUCUAGCUUUCACAGCACCACAGCAAAGUUGCCCAUUCCCAGCAGAUUUUUCUGCGUUGGAGUAUACCCAUGGUGCUCCUCAUGUUUAUACUGGAGGAGACAUGCAGAUUAUCACAACCGCCGCAAACGAUCCAUUAUUUUUCAACCAUCAUUCCUUUAUUGAUCUAAUAUGGGAACAAUGGCGCUUGACGAAACAGUCACGAUCCGAAAGGGAAACCGUAUAUCCACAGGAUAACUUAGCUUGCAGUAGUACUGCUCAUUUUCUGAACAAUACCAUGGCCCCAUUUUUUCCUAUGACGAACCGCGAUGGUCUAUCGAAUCAGUACACAGAUAAUCUCUACCAGUACGCGCCGCGACCAACUUGUUCGUCUGGCAAUUUGAAUGGAUGCGGAUCGAAGUAUCUGUUCUGUGACGUCUCACAUGGUCCACCGCGAUGUGCAGCGAAAAUUGUCCUAGGUGGAAAUUGUGGUGGAUACACAAAUAAUGAAGAUCGAUGCUAUCUUGGUCAAUGCACAAACAACAUCUGCACCAUGAUUUCAACGCCAAUGCCAACCACACAACCACCUAUUAUCACAACAUCAGCACCAACAGGCCCUAGACAGGAGACUUGUUACAAUGAACAGCAGUGCUGCGCGCCGUGGGCAGCACGUGGAGAAUGUUCCAGAAACCCACUAUACAUGAAUACAUGGUGCAGAGCGAGCUGUGCCAUAUGUACACCAAUAACCUAUGACUUGAGUGUGGAGUGCUCAAAUCGCACACCAAGAUGUAUGGGUUGGGCGAGAAUGGGUGAAUGUCGUAAUAAUCCUUCAUGGAUGUCGGAGAAUUGCCGUCUAGCAUGGACUACAUCUUCGACCGUAACAACUACCACUACUUCUACUACGUCUACGUCAACCACAACAUCACCGAUAACCCCACAACUAAAUACUACUUGCAUAAACCAACAUUAUUGCUGUAUCGCAUGGGCAAGCCGUGGAUAUUGCACUACAUCCGACUUUCGUGAUUACAUGGCGUUGUAUUGUCAAGCUGCGUGCCUCGUUUGCACCGGCUCACCAUUUGGAAGCAUUUGGAAUACACAAGUAUGUAAUGAUGGAAAUCAAUCGUGUCGACAAUGGGCGGCACAAAAUCAGUGCAGCAUAAAUCCAGCGUACAUGUGGGAAAACUGCAGGCAAUCUUGCAGUGCUUGCAACAUUGGCAUGCUACCCGAACGUCUGCGAUCCUGUGGAUUUUCGCGACGUUUGACGAGUCGUCGUCGCCUCAUCUCAGCAUUCCAAAUCUCUCCUGUUUCACUGUCACCCCGUAGGUCUUCGCUCUCUCGACGAACAUCGUCUCUAGCUCCAGGAAAGCAGGUACGGACCGUAAAACGGACACGGAAACCCAGUAGCCCUUCAAAUAAUCGGCACGGACCCAAUCAGUCAUUGAAGAAGGAGACAACCAUUGAAGAACCGUCACUGAGAAGUAACACCUUUAAAUCCUCCCGACGUCGAUUGUCUUCAAGAAAAUCCAAUCCUCAAGGAUCAACGCGUCAUGUGAGAGAUCUAGUUGUAUUCGCCGACAUCAUUAUGUAGCCUUUUGGGCAAACUUACGGGGUUUUUCCACAGUCAAUAAACAAGUCAUUAUU
This is a messenger RNA of Cylicocyclus nassatus, 2432 nucleotides long. The record is from the annotation of a GenBank genome assembly. Lineage: Eukaryota; Metazoa; Nematoda; Chromadorea; Rhabditida; Strongylidae.